Aegilops tauschii subsp. strangulata is the source of this 1611-nucleotide messenger RNA. RefSeq names its product putative disease resistance protein RGA4. The record is from RefSeq and is a predicted model, not a curated record. Lineage: Eukaryota; Viridiplantae; Streptophyta; Magnoliopsida; Poales; Poaceae. Gene Ontology annotation, molecular function: ADP binding.
AUGGGGGGAAUUGGUAAGACUACUCUUGCCCAACUUGUGCACAAUGAUGAGAGGGUGAAGCAUAACUUUGAGUUGGCCAUAUGGGUCUGUGUCUCUGAUAUGUUCGUCAUUGAACAAAUUAUUCGAUCUAUAAUACAAGUGGUCACAAUGAACAAGUGUGAAUUGACUGAGAUGGAAGCAUUGCAGAAGAAACUUGGUGAAGUGUUAGGCAAUAAAAGGUACCUCUUAGUACUGGAUGAUGUUUGGAAUGAAGAUACACAAAAGUGGAAUGAUAUGAGAUCUUUGUUAUGCUUACAUGCUGGCCCAGGCACUGUUAUAGUUGUUACAAGCCGCAACGAUCAAGUUGCUUCUAUCAUGGGCACAAUUCCUCCACAUCAAAUAUCACUUCUGGAUGAAGAUCAAUCACAGGAGCUUUUUCAUAUAAACACAUUCAUAAGGCAAGUGGAAAAUCAAGAGGAAUUGAUCUCAAUGGUUAAGAGUGUUGUUCAUGAAUGUAAGGGAUUGCCUCUUGCUAUCAAGAUGAUGGCUGCUUUACUUCGUUCAAAGCAUCAUAGUCAGUGGGUUUCUGUUUUGGAUAGUGAUGUUUGGAAGAAUGGUCUCCUCACAAAUACUGGAAUUGUACCUGCACUACAACUAAGCUAUGAUCACUUGUCAUCAGAAGAAAAAAUAUGUUUUUCCUUCUGUGCUGUUUUACCCAAGGAUAGCCUAAUGGAUAAAGACAUGUUAAUCCAGUUAUGGAUGGCAAAUGACUUUAUUGCAUCGGAAACAAGAGGCCAACAAAUUUUUGAUGUGCUAGUCUCGAGAUGUUUCCUCCAGUUAUGUGCGGAGAUUCAAAAUAAUGACUUCAUCCACCGACCAACUACUUGCAAGAUGCAUGAUCUCAUGCAUGACCUUGCUAACUCCGUCAGCAAAAAUGAUUGUUCCAUUUUGCAAGAAUCUACAUCACAUGAAGAAAUUUUUCAAGGGUCCAUAGAUAGUGGUUUGUUACUGCAGGAGGUUCGAUAUUUGUCACUUGAUUAUGUUAGUAACAAUACUGUUGCCUCUAUGAAGAAAAUUCUAGCUCCCCGAGCCCGCACAAUAUUGGUCCAAAGGGGUUUGGAGUGGACUGAAACUUCUCUGGAUACACGCAAGUCUUUGAGUAUGGCCAUGUCAAAAUUCAUGUCCCUACGAGCAUUGAAGACAUUGUCAAUCAUAACAGACAUGACAAACUUGAAGCAUCUUCGCUACCUAUAUUGUUCUGAUUCUGAUAUAUCUGCACUACCGGAAGCCACUGUCAUGUUGUAUAACUUGCAAACAUUGAAGCUCAUUGGUUGUGUAUCCCUUAAGAAAUUGCCAGAAGGCAUACAAUAUAUGAGCAAUCUUCGGCACGAGUGUUAUUGGUUGGAGAGCAUGCCACGAGGUAUUGGUCAGCUUAAUACUCUGCAAACAUUGACAGAUUAUGUCAUUGAUAGUGAUGCAGGUGGAAUUGAUGAACUGAAAUACUUGAAUCUAGGUGGUGUUCUUUCUUUGACUGAGCUGAGAAAAGUGCAUAGUGCAGAAAAGGCUAAGAUUCAGACAAAGAAAAGGACCAACUUUGGGGCAGCAAUUUUGGCUAUGGUUUCACGGGUCUGA